This is a messenger RNA of Durotheca rogersii, 2362 nucleotides long. Its product is annotated as FAD-binding domain-containing protein. Gene Ontology annotation, molecular function: oxidoreductase activity; FAD binding. The record is from RefSeq and is a predicted model, not a curated record. The transcript is spliced from 6 exons. The coding region runs from base 112 to 2190 and encodes 692 amino acids. Lineage: Eukaryota; Fungi; Ascomycota; Sordariomycetes; Xylariales; Xylariaceae.
UAUUCACCUUUACCAUUGCUUCAAUCACCCGCGCAUUGCUCAGUAGUCCUGUGCCCUAUCAUCCUCGCUGCCGACAUACCUAUUCCUAGAACCCGCUCUCUGCCCACCAGGAUGUCUCAGCCGCAGACCGGCCUGCUUAAAGCGGCGGGACCUCAGCUCGAUAAACAGGAAUGGACUUUUCGUCCCGGAGUAUAUUGCUGGCAUUUAUCCUCUCUCGCCGGCCAGUCCAUAAAACGAAGCUCCGUCCGCUCGAUACGUAUACAUAGGUAUACAAACCUACCCUCCGUCUCCAGGUCCCUCUUCCUCCUUUUCCUCCUCCUUGCCCUCGUGUCUGUGCCCGCCUAUGGCAAUGUCCUCUCAGGGCAAGCAAGGGCGGGAGAGCCAGGCCGCCGCCCGAGCGAGUGCAAGACGGCUCCCAGCGACGCCCGGUGGCCCUCCGAAGCGGUCUGGGCCCGAUUCAACGAGUCUGUCGGGGGAAGACUUCUCCGGCCGACUCCGCCAGGAGCUGUCUGCCAUCCCAGACAGGUCGCCUACGAUGCCGGCCGGUGCGCAGCCGUUGCCGCAGGGUGGUUCAGCUAUGACUUCCACCAGGACGACCCCGUCUCAAACAUGUGGCAGCAAUUCAAUAAUGACACCUGUCUUCCUAACCCAGGUGCUCCGUGCAGCCCUGACGGAUAUCCUGCCGCGGUCGUGAAUGCGACGAGCGCCCGCGACGUCCAGCUCGGUCUGCAGUUUGCGCGGGCACACAACAUCCGAGUGGUAGUAAAGAGCACCGGCCACGACUACCAGGGGCGAUCGCAAGCGCCGGGAGCUCUCUCGAUCUGGGUUCACCACCUACGAGGGCUGCGCACGCACACUUCCUUCAGGCCGCAGGGCUGCAACCUCACCAUCGACAGCCCGGCCGUGACGGCGGGAGGCGGGUCUCAGAUGAUGGAUCUGUACAGCGAGCUGGACAAGAUCAACCGGACCAUAGUCGGCGGCAACAGCAAAUCCGUCUCCGUCGGCGGAUACAUAAGCGGCGGCGGCCAUUCCGUCCUCUCACCGCGCUACGGCCUCGGCGCGGACCAAGUCCUAGAGAUGGAGGUCGUGACGCCGAUGGGCGACAUUGUCGUGCUGAACGAGUGCCAGAACCAGGACUUGUUCUGGGCCGUGCGAGGCGGCGGCGGCUCGACGUUUGGCGUCAUGACCUCGGUCACGCUAGCCACGCACCCUUCGCCGCAGAUAGUGGGGUUCGACAUCGGCGUGUACACGCUCGACCUCAACGCUACGUACAUAUGGGACAUGGUGGGGUAUCUGCUCUCCCAAUUUCCCUACCUCACGUCCGAGGGCGUGUCGGGAUACAGCUACAUCUCGGGGAACCUCGUGCAACCCGACGGGAGCGGCGGCACGGUAACCGGAGCCGGCAUGGCAGCCAUCUUCCUCGUGCAAGACACCCAAGACGUCAACGACGCGCUCUCCAUCCUGGCGCCCGUCUUCGACCACAUCGACCGGACCUGGCCGGACGUGGCUCACGUAGUCGCCGCGCAUCCGUACCGGUCUCUGCUGGACUGGUUCGACGCCCACUACGACCGCGCGCUGGCCGGCUCUGACGUCUGGGCUGGCUCGCACCUCCUCGACGCCGCGGCCUUCGAUAGGAACAGCGCCACCGCCCUCGGCGAGGCCUUCGGCGCUUUCGGCGGCGCCGUCUUCCUCGUCGCCGGGCGCGGCGUCUGGGAGGCGCGGCCGCGAGGCGGCGGCAACGCGGUGCAUCCGUCGUGGAGGCGAGCUCUCGGCCACGCCCUCGCGUCGGCCGUCUUUCCGCCGUUGGAUGGCGGCGCGAGGCGGGAUGCCCUCGCCGACGUCAACGCGAGGACGGAGCUGCUGCGGCGGCUAGCGCCCGACAUGGGAGCCUAUGUGAACGAGGUGAGCGCCGCACCCACCUCUUCUCUCCUCUACCCCUCUUUCCCUACCGACCCCGAUCGUCACACGCUGUCUGUCGGGCUAAUCGGCCGCGAAAACGCACAGAACAACCCCGGGGAGCCGGACUGGCAGCUCGCGUUCUGGGGGGACAACUACGACCGCCUGCUGCAGAUCAAGCGGGAGGUGGACCCGCUCGACAUCCUCUGGUGCCACCCCUGCGUGGGCAACGAGCGCUGGAGGGAGGACGGGUAUCGGUUGUGUCGCGUAGACGAUUUCGGCGUCUCGCGCUAAUCGUUGCCACUAUGGAACGCUAGCAACUGUAGGUAGUAAUAAUACUCUAGUCACAGAAAUCAUGCGGACUACUGGCAUGGGGAUAUAGGCCAGCCGGAUGUUACCUAGGUUAGGUAGGCAUUUCUACCAUUCCGAUUCAUAUGGGUUAGUAGUCCCGCUGUCACCUUGAUCG